AUGAACAGGCACCUAGACGGGACAGCUCCACUGCCAAAAAUUUCUGCGCACACCAACAUAUGGGGCAUUGGCGCAAUAAUGUUUGAACUACUGACACAUGAGGCCGUCGUGUAUUAUUUGACUGAUGACGAGUGGACUGUCAAUGAGGCUUUUUUCGACAUUCCGAACGUCCGAACCCCAAGAUACAGCGGCGCUCUAACAGAGCUGAUAAAGCUUUGCCUAAUGCCAGAGCCAUGGGAUCGUCCGAGCAUCGAAGAGCUUGAACUCAAGAUCGGGGCAAAGUGUCAGCGCAUAAUGAACGAGUAUACUGCCAAUCCAAGCCUACAGAAACAAGAUCGACUUUACUACGCAGGUAGCGAGAUCAACCAAAUGCCGCCUGGGGACUGGAAUUACUGGAAUCCUGUUGUGAAGGAUGUGCCGAAGCCAUCGGACCUCCCAGAUCCAAAAGAACCUAAAAACCCUUUCACUGAAACCAUCAAAUAUCCACCUUUUCCCACAUCGGAACUAGAUGGCCCCGAGGAGGAAGGAGGAGAGGUGCAGGAAACCCGUGUCAAAUCCAGUGACGACGACGACGACGACGACGACGACAAGGAUAAUUGGAGAUAUGACGGCAAUGAUGAGGAUAUUUGGAGAGAUGACGAUGACGACGAUGAGGACACUCACCACGAAGCAUCCGAGGGCCCAAGAGUGGACGGCGUUGGAAAGCCCAUUGUUGUAUCGGACGGUACUUCAAGCGGUCGUAAUGGCAAUGACCUUAAAGAUCCGGUCGUUAUAUCUGACAGUGAUGAGGAGGAUGAAUUACACGAGAGGAGCGAGAGAAACGAGUUCAAUCGGGGUGAUGAAGUCGAUGAAGGAGAAGAAGACAACUGGGCAAAUGAGAAUAACGAGCGCAAUCCGGUCGUUAUAUCUGACAGCGAUGAAGAAGAUGAGUUAGACGAGAAGAGCGAGAGAAAAGAGGUCAAACAUGGUGAUGAGGGAGAAGAAGGCAGUUGGGCAAAUGAAAACAACGAGAGCAAUUGGGGCGAUGGGAGCGAGGACGAGAGUUCUUCCGAUGACAGCGACGCAAGGCGCCGGAUGGCUAUAAAGAAACCUCCAGGCACUUAA
Molecule: messenger RNA, 1104 nt
Organism: Letharia columbiana
Lineage: Eukaryota; Fungi; Ascomycota; Lecanoromycetes; Lecanorales; Parmeliaceae
Exons: 1
Coding region: 1-1104 (367 amino acids)
Source: RefSeq, a predicted model, not a curated record